AUGUGGCUCUUUGUUCCACAUAAGGCUGUUCCUAUGCAGCAGCUGCUUCCCAGGAAGCCUGCAGAUGUGGAAAUGAGACAUGUGUUUGAAGAGCCCUUCUUGGUGACUUUCCAGUUCCUGACAUUGUGUGCGGUAUCCCAUCCUCACCGCUAUUUGGACCAAGAGCGCCUGGCCCUCCUCACACUGCUCUGCCGGGUCGGACUGGACAGGAGCCUGCGCAAUCAGCUCAGUGUGGACCUCCAGCAGCUGCUGCUCUUCCUGCUUGAAGGCAUCCAGGACUGGCCUGGAAAGCUACCAGAAUUGUGCGAGUCCCUUUGCCAUGUCUCUUUGCAUCACCAUAACCUGGUUGCUGCCGUGCACUCCUUUCCCGACACCACACCCAGGGGACGACAACUACGCAAGAACCUGAGCCUGUGCUUCAUGACCAAGCUGCUUGGAAAGACCCAAAUGGUGAAGAGCCUCCUGCAGAAAGAGAAUCAGUUGGAACAACUUGGCCAUCUCCUUCCCCUGACAAAGCCUGCUGCUCUGAAGAAAGGCUUGCAGAAGGAGUUGAGCCUCUCAGAGAUUCCUGGGAGCGGCCAAUUGGAGGCACUUGCUGAACUUGACCAAGAGGCUUGCUACCUGUGCUAUAGCCUCCUGACCUUGGCCAACGCAGUUGUGACUAACCAAGCUGUGCCUUCAAGACAUCAGAGGACCCUCUCUAAGCUCUGCAUCCAGCUGCAGCAACACAUCAGUGCCACCAUCCGAGAGGACUCCCGCCUCAUGUACCGGACGCAGCUCAAGGACCUGGCAGCCCGCACCUACAUCAAAUGGCAGGGGCUUCUGACCCGGGGCUGGCUGCAGACCACCCUCCCUGCAGGGCUGGAAUAAACACUCCUGUUGGGACACAUCUGAGGAACCCAAAAGGAUUUCUUUGCCAAAGGAAUCCUUUAAAACCAUCCUGCAAAAGUCCAGCAAAAUGUGAUGGAGCGAGAAGCCGGUGGGAGAGUCCAGUUUGCCUUCCCCUCAUCCUGUUCCUCCCAUCCCUGUUUUUCCAUCCCUUCCCUCCUCUCCCCCUUCCCAAGCCUUACCAUGUUAUCUCAGGCUUUGCAACCUUUUUCUUUUUUCACCCAAGAUCAAAGUUCUUGCAGGGGCUAAGCCAACAAUGCCUGCUAUUUAUUUAGACAACCCUGUGCCUUUAAGAAGCCUGCUUUCAAAGCAAACACUCGGGGAAGGAGAGCUGCACCCCGCCCUGCGCCAACCAGGCCAAAAUAAAUGUCAUUUUUAAUGGA
Messenger RNA from Anolis sagrei ordinatus, 1271 nucleotides. The record is from RefSeq and is a predicted model, not a curated record. Lineage: Eukaryota; Metazoa; Chordata; Lepidosauria; Squamata; Anolidae.